Daldinia vernicosa is the source of this 1697-nucleotide messenger RNA. Its product is annotated as NAD(P)-binding protein. Bases 448 to 1488 code for a protein of 346 amino acids. Gene Ontology annotation, molecular function: oxidoreductase activity, acting on the CH-OH group of donors, NAD or NADP as acceptor. The transcript has a single exon. The record is from RefSeq and is a predicted model, not a curated record. NCBI's taxonomy places the organism in Eukaryota, Fungi, Ascomycota, Sordariomycetes, Xylariales, Hypoxylaceae.
CUGACGAUAGGUACAUUAUUAUGCGGCCGAUACAGGCGGUAAGAUAGUGUGGAUGUCUUUAGUCACUUGGAAACAUGCUGUUGGUUUGUAUGUUCGAUGGAAUUUUCUCACUAAACUAAUUACUAACCCAAUCAGUAAAGAUGCCAUCCCCCCUAUUCUCGUGAGAUGAGUUUAUACAUGAGUAUCUACCUAAAUCACCAACCUACCUUAUGUAUACCUAUAUAAUGCCUUGUGCUUUCGUCGUCAAUGCAUGCGAAACGUAUCUUAAACCCGGGUAUGAAACUAUAAUCAUUAGUAUGCUAUAGCCUGUUGUCUAUAGAAUCCGUCGAUAAAAACCCCAUUGCUCGCCGCUACUCAAGUCGACUACGUUCAUCGGGACUACUCUACUCACACAUACUUCCUUGAUUAUCUACCAAACCUUGCAAACACCCCUAUAUUAACUCAAACAUGGCCGCUCCUCAGAACAAAGGCACUAUUCUCGUCACCGGCGCUGGUGGCUACGUCGGUGGACAGAUCGUUAGGGAGGCCUUGGAGUCCGGGUAUAGCGUACGUAUUACGGCCCGUACAGAGUCUGCUGCGGCCCGUACUAUUUCGCGCUACCCCUCCUAUGCCGCUUCGCUUUCUUCUACUAUCGUCCCAGACAUAACGGUCCUUGAGUCCUACGCCGCGGCUUUCGCAGACGGGUCCAUUGUGGGAAUCAUUCACGCGGCGUCACCCUUUACCCUUAACGUUGAGGACAAUGUUCGCGACCUCCUUGACCCCGCUGUCAAGGGUGCGACGACUAUCCUCGAGGCCGCGCUGAAGUACGGCGGCGGUAAAGUCCGGCGUGUGGUGUCGACCAGCUCGUUCGCUGCCAUCGUAGACCCGGAGAAAGGCUUGAACCCGGGCUACUCUUACGACGAGAAGGACUGGAACCCCGUGACGUGGGACGCAGCGGUAAAGGCCCCGAGUCUCAUCGCGUACGCGGCCAGCAAGGCGCUCGCCGAGCGCGCCAUGUGGGCGUGGGUGGACGCCCACCCGGACGCCGGAUUCACGCUGGCGACUAUCUGCCCGCCGUGGGUAUUCGGGCCAUACGCGUACGAGAUCCAGGACACGAAGACGCUAAGCGAGUCCGUGGUGCUGCUCAACAAUAUCAUCGACAGCCCCUCCGUCCCGCCCUUCGACUUCGGCGCCUACGCCGACUCUCGCGAGGUGGCGGCCGCGCACAUCCUAGCCCUCGAAGUCCCCGAGGCGGCCGGCCAGCGCUUCCUCGUCGGCCAGAACUUCCGGUACCAGGCGAUAGUCGACGCGGCGCGGGAGGCGCUCCCGGAGGCCCGGGAACGCCUGCCGGUUGGGAAGGUGGGGGAUUGGUCGCCGGAGGACGCGCACCGUGUUGAUGGGUCUAAGGCGACUAAGGUGUUAGGGCUGAAGUAUUUGACUUUGAAGGAUACGGCUGUCGACACUUAUAAGCAGUUGUUCAAGGCUAGGGCGUUGGAGGCUAAGGCAUGAUUGAUUGGGGUGGUUGUUGAAUAGGGGUAGGAGAGGGGGGUUAUAUGUUGAAAUCUUGUAGGGUGAAGAGAGUACCUACGUACAUAUACGGCGAUCGUGUUGUAUAGUAAGGUCGUCGUCGAUCAGCCUAAUAUACGGUAUGGAGCAAGUAUUUAACUAUUGGGUAUCUUAGGCUAAGAAUAAAUAAACACCAUUUUGGAUAUCUCACA